This is a messenger RNA of Symsagittifera roscoffensis, 4252 nucleotides long. RefSeq lists its product as uncharacterized. Gene Ontology annotation, molecular function: protein binding. The record is from RefSeq and is a predicted model, not a curated record. Bases 1687 to 4161 code for a protein of 824 amino acids. The transcript has 7 exons. NCBI's taxonomy places the organism in Eukaryota, Metazoa, Xenacoelomorpha, Acoela, Convolutidae.
AAGUACUUAAACUUUUCUGCUCAUGGACCGUCUGCUCAGCGGCCCGUCUGUCUUCCGUCGUUUUUAACUGUGAAGCAGCAGUGUUGGCUGCAGAUAGUGUUUAAUGAGGGUUAAUUUGCUGCCAUAUCUGUUCAAAGGACCCGCUGGGAGCCCUAUACCAAGCAACACUGCUUACUAUGGCAUCAAAAUGAUGAUGGUAUUAAUGGUAAGGUCAAAAUGAUAGAUAGCAUUACGGAUGCCAACAACUGGAAAUAAUAAUGGCAUUGGAUACCUGACACUAAUCUCUGUCACAACUGAAAGCUCUCCCCUCAAACAGUCCCUGAGCAAGUGGAUAAUUGGUAAUAAAACAUCAUUAUCAGAUUUUUUAAAACACAAUGCACAUUUAGACUUCUAAUCUGUUUUAUACUUCUUUUACUAGGGGCGUUUUUACCAAUUGAAGACAAAAAAUACAAGGAAAAAUGCAACCAACCAAAUUUGAGAGGAUGAAACAAAAUAAAGGAGGAAAAAUCUCAUUAUUUUCUCCAUAAUCUGAAUGCAUAUGCAAUUUGAAGCGUAUUUUUUAAUUUUUUGCGUCUAAGUUUAAAGUACAGUCUUGAGGCAUUUAAUUUUCUUCGUCUUUAUUCCUCAAUUUUUGCAUCGGACCAUUCAUUUUUACCCCUGUGUUCGUCUUUUUUCUCUUUUUUUUUGUUCUUGUGGUUUCUUUCGUCUCAUCGUUUGCCCCGUUACCUAUUUUUGGUGCUUGUUCACACUUUCUGUCUGUGAACAAUAUUCAGUUCAGUCCUUGAUUUUUUCUCUCUUUCUUCAGCUGUUCUCGCUUUGAUUUGAACUUGAUUGAUAUCUGAUCAAAGUAAUCAUAUUCCCUUCUUUACAAAGAACCCAGAGCCCGAAGUGAUCGCAAAUAUUACCAAUCCCCCUCCUCCCCCUCAAUUGCCAAAGACAUUUUGAUUCAAAGAAAAAUAUUGUCGCCCCAAAACUCAGCUCCAUAUUUAUUAACAAUUACUGGCUAUGAGCUGACAUUUUUGCAUCAUACUUCAAAAGUUUUCAUCUUUCUUGUAGUCACGUUUUCAGUUAUUUCUUCAUUUUGUGCUAAUUAUGGCUCAACGGCUCAAUAUUUUAUAUUAAAAAGUAACAUACCAAUAUCAGCCAACCAUUCGGCAUUCAGCUGUAAAAAUUGAAAUAAAACUCCUUAUCACUGUUCCAACAAUUUUCAGCUGUAACAUAAAAUACCUAUAAAUAUGAGAUCUCUAUUAUUAUUUAUAAUUUUGCAUGUUUUAAAAUAACACAUAUUUAUUCUACUUGUUGCCAUAUAUUUCCUAUCUGAUGUUUAUAUUAUUAAGCGCCACAUCUUUCAAUCAUGCCUUCUUUAAGUUAUGGACAGCGAGAUCGAACCAUUGUCAGUUUCAAAGAUUUGGCAUUUUAAAUGAUAACAAAGUCUUGCAAGACAUGUAAAACGUUCUCAAGUUUCCUUAUGGCCUUGUUGACAAGAACACGCCUCGCAUUUCACCGCCCGACCCAAUUGACCCCAUUGAAACUGACAGAGUAUUGGACCCUGUUUUCAUACAAUUUGCCCAUUCUGUUUUUCUGUUCUUUCAACUUCAUCCCUCCUUACUCUUUUUUUCUCUCUUUCAAUAUAUUAGUCUCUCUUUUUUUAUCUACUCUGAUUACUGAUUAAUUCAUGAGCUGCAAAUGGACUUUGUUAUCGUGGAGGUUAAUGGUGUUGAUACGCGGAGUCUAUCGCACGAACAAACACUAUCUCUCUUUGCUAACCCCCCACCACCGCCAACCCCAAAAUCUCACCCCCCUCAAAUCGACACACGACCUCACUCCAGCCAAACCGAGUCAAAAUUGUCGUCAGAAGGAGGGCAUCGACUUCAGGGGGGCGAAGAGGAUGAGCAGGAGACGAUCACCAUCAAGGUUCUCAGAAGAAAAAACGAGCAGCACUUAAACUCCAAUGGCCUCACAAGCCACCAUGGCCAUGAAAGUACAUACAAUAUUGCCACGAGACCCUCACAUCACAUGAUGCGAACCAGAACCAGCAGCCAUUCGUCGCCACACGAACUUACCAAAGUCUCGAGUUCUCCUCGAAAACUGUUUAAAAACGAGUCGCCAUUUUUAGAGCGAAAGACAAUAAAACCAGCAGUGGAAAAUGAACCAACAAUAUCAACGUCAAUUGCCAAAGAAUUGACUCAUCGUCUAAAUGGGGACUCCAGUGCCGACUAUGCUGGCCGAAGACAACAGUCUCCUGCGCAUGAUGCAAAAACCAGUGUGGAACAUAAUAGGAUCCACUCUGUUUCCAGUACCUCCUCCUCCCCUUCCGACGGGGGAUGCAACAGAAUGAGUCAUGCUCACAGAGUACCCCCCAAUGAGUCACGUGCAGGUGACCUGUGUGAUUACGAUUCUACCUUGUCUCAUGCAAUCAAUCGGAGAUCAUCAGAAAAGAGAUGCAGCUACGAGCAGCUUGAUUCCGAUCCAAGCGUCUCACUGUCUCUUUCGUCGGAUGCUGACAACUGUCCCCCUAACCCACCCUCCCCAACCAUUCGAGGAGAUCAUCACAGCACAUCUGCAACGGAGAAAACCAAUAGAGAUCUCUAUAUCAGUGGCAACAGACGAUGCACAGCCACUACUCGAAAAGGCCUCAAGUUCAAGAAAUUGGUUGUGAACAGAUUGACUGUGUGCGAGGCAAUGGACAGAGGGGUUUUGACAGUGAGGGGGGACACUUCACGAGGAGUUUUUGUGGACACAGAAAAACUUAACUCGAACUCAACGCCGACAAGUGUGUCUGGUUUAGAGGCAGGCGACCAGCUGUGCCAGAUUGAUGGGGAGAUCGUUGAAACAAAGAGUCAAGUGACUCGACUCCUGCGUGACUCAUCUUCUGCGAGACAUUUGGAAGUUCUGGUGGCCAGAUCCAACAAGAGAGUGACAAUAGAAGAACCCCCCUUAGAUGAGCGGCUCUCCUCAGACAACACAGUGACGUCAUCGCAAUCUCCAAUGAAAGUUAACAGCAGAAACAGACAAACAGCCGAAGAAACUCUCUAUCUAAACUUAGCCGAAAUAAACCAACUCAUGCGAAAUGGAAACUCACAGGCGCUUAUGAACUUAGCUGAUGAUCCGCUAUGUUAUCAGACCUCCUGCGAUUCAACUCGAGAUCCGCAAAGGAGUCCAUAUCGGAGAAAUCCGAGCGCGCGACCAAUGGGUCCAAUGCCGUUAUCUCGCCAGGCACUGCAAAAUAUGCGCCAGAAAAGCUUCACCGAUGACCAAUGGCAUAAUUUACCUCUUUCAGAUAAGCAAAAACCUCGACUACCUUCAGGUCAUCAUAAAAAUACCCAACAAAAUUGCGGGAAAUACCUAGAUAUAGCGCGUCAUGGCCACAGUUCACGGCAUGGCUCCGUGUAUGGACCUAUAGACCACUAUCAAUGUCACAGUGCGCCUCAUUCGCCGUUACAUCAUUCAAAUGAUCGAUCCUCAAAUUGGGAAGUCAGGCAGAGUCGAGAAAAAGAAACAUCCAAAUUGUUUGAUGCUUGUACAAACAACCAUUUCUAUCAUGAUAACAUACCAGAGAAAGGUAAUCACGGUCAACGGCAUCAUCAACAUCAUCAAAACCAAAAGUACAAUUUAAUGAAGUCUUCAAUUAAUGAUACUUUCCGACGAACUAGUGAGGUGUCAGCGGAGAAGAAAGAUGACCACAGCGGUAGAAAAGAAAAGUGGGGAUCUCUGGACUGCUCCACGCGACGCAUCCGCAGUUCCACACUCACUGGGUACGAAUUGAUGUACGGGCGAGGAGGAGGAGGAGGUCCCGAGGAACACCAAGCAGUUAGGGAAAACAGAGUGCGACAUGCAAGUGCCAAUUAUUCCGCUGUUAAGACCUCUGCUGAUGCUCAUGAUAACUGGACUUAUGAAGAUAAAGGUUUCGUGGUUCCUUUGAAGAGCGGAAUCAGGAGAGAGAAAACUCCUGACCGGGAAGGCCCCAGGGCGUCUUUCAGUGAGGGUCGAAAGGGAGAGGGGGAGAAGGAAGGUGGGUUGGAUCGGGGUCGAUUGACAGACGAGGGACAGAAAAAGAAAAUUAUGAGCAACUAUUUGGUCAUAAGAGCUUUACUCUCGACAACCGAGGGAAAUAUAUCCGAAGGAGCUUCCCACCCUCUCUUGUCAAUUAACAAAGUUUGAUUUUCUACCACUUGAUUUCAAAGAAAUUUUGUUGAGCUAAACUAUCUCAGGCAUAUCAUCAGGUGUGACAGUUUAAUCUGAAUAACUCAAU